Lotus japonicus is the source of this 2771-nucleotide messenger RNA. RefSeq names its product zinc finger CCCH domain-containing protein 44-like. The transcript is spliced from 6 exons. Gene Ontology annotation, molecular function: protein binding. The record is from RefSeq and is a predicted model, not a curated record. The coding region runs from base 233 to 2464 and encodes 743 amino acids. NCBI's taxonomy places the organism in Eukaryota, Viridiplantae, Streptophyta, Magnoliopsida, Fabales, Fabaceae.
AAAUGAAUGAAUUGACUUAAAAAGAGAAAGAGAAAAUGGAAAGAAAGAAACAAAGAAGAAUUGGCUUGUUACAUCUGCACCCAGUCGUCGAUUCCGUGUGGCCACUCACCACCACCUCAUCAUCAAUGACCGACCGCGUCCCCAAUUACUAGGGUUUCUUUCUUUCUCUCUCACGCUACUCCUCAUGUUCCUCCUCAAUUCCUGAUUCUCUCUUCCUUCCGAUUCUCCCAUCAUGGAAGCCGCAACACUCCCUCCCGCCGCCGCUCCCGUUUUGAAGAGGAAGCGCGGUCGCCCGGCGAGAGCAGUUCCGAAAACUACUUCUGCUGCUCCUCCUCCUCCUCCACGGAGCCAGAAAAGAGAUGAGGAAGAUGUCUGCUUCAUCUGCUUCGACGGUGGAUCCCUCGUUCUCUGCGAUCGACGGGGUUGCCCUAAAGCAUAUCAUCCCUCCUGUGUUAAGCGAGAUGAGGCGUUCUUCCGUUCAAAGGCCAAAUGGAAUUGCGGUUGGCAUCUAUGUACCAAAUGUGCGAAGACAUCCCAUUAUAUGUGCUAUACAUGUCCCUAUUCUUUGUGCAAAAGAUGUACAAAAGGUGCUGAUUUUGUCAGUGUCAGAGAAAACAAAGGUUUCUGUGGAAUAUGCAUGAAAACUAUAAUGCUGAUUCAGAACAGUGCCCAGGGAAAUGAGAAGUGUGAAGUGGAUUUUGAUGACAAAAGCAGUUGGGAGUAUCUUUUCAAGGUGUAUUGGAUGUAUUUGAAAGAGAAGCUAUCUUUAACUUGUGAUGAGCUCCUUCGAGCUAAAAACCCGUGGAAAGGUGCUGCUUCUAUGAAGUGCAAGGUUCAAACUCCCCAGGAACUUUAUCAUCCUAAAGUUGAACAAGGUUCUGGUUCUGAGAUCUCUUAUGUAGAUAUAGAACCAAAUAAAUUGAAUAACACGAAGUCUAACACAAGUGAUAAACAUCAUAUUUUGGAUGGUGUCUUGAAUGAUGUUGGAUGCUCUACACAAGACUUGCCCAUGACCUGUGAGCCAACUGGGAAUACGUGUAUAAUAAAGAACCAAAUCAACACUAAUGAAGCAGCAGUUGAUGAUAACACUGGUGAAGGAGUUGUUAGAUUAGAAGCCUCUAGUCAGUCUAGUGUUCCAGUAAACAUUUCAUCAUUACUUCUCUCCACCGGGAUGGAGCAGCCAACUGGUGAUUUUUUGAAUGAUAUAUCAUGGCAUUAUCAGGAUCCAACUGGGAAGGUUCAAGGACCCUUUUCUAUCUUUCAGCUGUCUAAGUGGAAUGAAAGUGGACAUUUCCCUCCAGAUCUCAGAAUAUGGAGGACAGAUCAGAAACAAGAAAACUCUAUAUUAUUGAAUGAUGCACUAAUUGGGAAAUGUUCCCAAAAUGUGUCAUUGCCAUACAACAGCCAACAACUGUCUUUGGAGUCCUGUGUUACCCUGGAUAAGAAAGAAAAUAGUCAGGAUGGUGUGAACAAUUCAACAAGGAAUGAAAUUUGUGCAAACAGCCAAAUUGUGGAGCAGAGCCUGGAGCAGAAGGUGGAUGGUACUUGUACCCAGUCUAACAGUAAAGAUGAAUCUAUUAGGAUUGAUGAACAGAAGGUGGAUGGUUCUUGUACGCAGUCUAACGGUAAAGAUGAAUCUUUUAGGAUCGAUGAGCGGCACUCUUCAUCUCGUUGUGCGAUACCAGCAGACGGGAAUAACAAUGUGAGUCAAAGUGGAAAUAUUGAAAAGAUGGAGCUGUCCAAAUGUGAAAUUCCUUGUCAUAAUGGUCCCCAUGUAUACCCUACACUACCUUCAACUACCUUUUCUGUUAAAUUUAAUGAGGAUCAUUUUAAUAAAUUAAGCGAAGGUCAUGGAAAUGAGGGAAACUCUGAAGAUAAUGGAAAUUAUGGCUCGAACAGGAUUUCCGAGGGUCAGAGUCCUAGUGGGCAAAGUUAUCAGAAACAAUCAGACAGUGAAGAGAAUUCAGGGCAAUCUACUAGUCAGAACUGGAAUAAUCCUCCUAUAGUUCUACCAACACCUUGUAAUCCAAAUUCAUGGAUGGCAGCACUAUUUGGUGAAACAACUGAUUUUAGCUCAUUAGUUGAUGAAUCAGUUUCAGACCUAUUGGCAGAAGUGGAGGCAAUGGAGUCACUUGGUGCUGGAUUAGAAUCCCCCACUUCAAUUAUGAAAUGUGGUGAGGAGUUGACUGACGGUUCUAUAACUGAAUGUCUCAGUUUUGCAAAUGGGUUUAGCCCAAUGCUUGAUGCAGGUAAAGGUGAUGCACUGAGCUCCACAGCUGAUUUAAACCUACCAUAUCAUUCCAAUGCAGCAGAGGAACCAUUUCAGCAAGCAGGUUUACAGCAAUAUCAUCAUCAUCAAAAAGUCUCUGGGGAGCAUCCCUCAAGAAGUUCUGAAGUUGAGUCUACAUUUUCAAGGAUUAGCUGGAAUCCAUCCAAUCAAUUUUCCUGGGAUCCAAAUUGUUGACCGUGACAGAUUAAGUCGAAGGCCGGUUUUCUUAUAUUUAGGCUACACUGAUCUUAGACCAACUUGAAUUGGAUAAGUAUUAUCCUGUUUAUAACCAGCAUUCUUUGCAAAUUAUAAUAACCUCUCUCACGUUUGUUUGUUGAUGAAGAAAAGGAGCGUUGGGGUUCUUGGUAGUCAUGUUUAUUUUGUUAGGUAACUUCAUUGAAUAUUAAAUAUGAAGAACUUGCUAGAUUUCUCUAUCGAACGGGACCCUUUUUCUUCCAUUUCAGGAACUAAUAAUGAACAGCGUAUAUAUUUUUGGUCAAAA